AUGUCAACCCAAUUUCUCUCAAAAUUAAGUCAAAAUUAUGUUAAAUUAUUGGAUGGUGAUAUAUACAGUGAUGUUACAAUUGAAGUUGGUGAAGACCCCAAUGUAAAAAUCUUUCGGGUACAUAUGAAUAUUAUGUGUUGUCGUUCCCCAUAUUUACGGCGAAUUUUGACCUCCAAUAAAAAAGAUAGUGACAAUGUAUUAUCUAAUAUUAAAUUACCGAAUAUAUCGGCGGAAAUAUUUCAAAUUAUUUUAAAGUAUAUUUAUGGUGGGAUUCUUUCAUUAGAAGAACAGGACACUUCAAACAUUAUUAAAAUAAUGAAAGCGGCUGAUGAUCUAUUGCUUCAAGAAAUAGUUGAUUAUUUACAAAGAUAUUUGAUUGAAAAUAAAUUCGAGUGGAUGGAACAAAAUUUUGAGCUUAUUCAUCAAACAAGUUUUCAAUCAAAUUAUUUAUUAGAACUUCAACAAUUUUGUACAGAUUUAAUGGCUAAAUGUCCAGAUAGAUAUUUUACAUCACUCAAUUUCACUUCAUUAUCCGAAAAAUCUUUAACUCAACUUAUUAAAAGAGAUGAUUUACAGAUGAAAGAAAUUGAAGUUUGGGAAUAUGUAUUAAAAUGGGGUCUUGCACAAAAUAAAUCUCUCAUUUUAGAUCCUAAUACUUGGUCAGAUAAUGAUUUCAAAACAAUGGAAAAUACCUUACAACAUUGUUUACCUUUAAUUAGAUUUUUUAAUUUAUCAUCCAAAGAAUUCUUACAAAAAGUUCGUCCUUAUAAGAAAUUAUUAAAUCAACAACUCUAUGAAGAUUUAUUAAAUUCUCAUUUAGAUCCUGAUAAUGAACCAUCUGACAGUAUUUCACUUCCUAGAAUUGUUAAGAAUGAUGAAAUUAUUGAUUCGGAAAUUGUUAAUUUAAAUAUUGUCUCAAUUAUUUCGAGGUGGAUUGAUAAAGUAGAUAAUAAUAAAUUUGCUCAUAUAAGAGAAUUAUAUUUACCUUAUAAAUUUCAAUUAUUAUUAAGAGGAAGCCGAGAUGGUUUUACUCCCAAAAAAUUUCAUACACUAUGUGAUGGUAAAUCUAUUACUGUAACAUUUAUUAAAGUAAAAGAAACGGAAGAAAUUCUUGGUGGUUAUAAUCCUAUAAUAUGGUUAUCAUCUUCUGAUCUUACUUAUGGUAAAACUAAAGAUAGUUUUAUAUUUUCUUUUAAAAAUAAGAAUAAUUUUAAAGAUCCAAUUAUUAGUAACGUAAAAAAUAUAGAUUACGCAUUAAAUUAUCACGUUAAAUAUGGACCAUGUUUUGGUUCUUCUGAUUUAAUUACAUAUAAUUCCAAUGAGGAUAUGGAUUAUGAUACGGAUUACUGUAAUGAAUGUCAUUAUGAAAAAAAGAUAAGAGAUGCUGAGACUAGAUUUUCUAUAGAAGAUUAUGAACGUAGUGGUCAUGAUAAUGCUGGAGCUUUAUGGACUGAAGAUUAUAUGAUUGUUGGAACUGCUACAUCCUCACCUUCAAAUGGUAUAUCAUCACAAAUUCAAAAUUCGAAGACUCCCAAUACCAUAAUUAUAUAUAGAAAAAAUUUUACUCAUGAUCUCUGUGGUAUGGUUUGGAGAUUUACUAAACCCAAGGGUGGAAUUUAGAUCUAAAGACUGCCUUGUAUGCUUGUUACCUGGAAGAAUUGAUGUAUGAAAUGGAUCAUCAUCAACCGAGACAUUGUUAAUGCUAAUCUUCAGGUCGUCACUUACACCUUCUUUUUCAUGGAAGAAUUGUUGGUGUGAAUAGUGGAAACCUAUUUAUUUAGUCGUAAUGAUGGUAUAGUAUUUAAAACAGGUGAUUCAACUUUUUUUUGGGCUAACUUAUUUCAUUAUAAUGAAAAUUUUAAAGUCUCUUUAUUUUUCUUCUUUUUUUCAUUUCUUUU
This is a messenger RNA of Rhizophagus irregularis DAOM 181602=DAOM 197198, 1898 nucleotides long. RefSeq lists its product as uncharacterized. NCBI's taxonomy places the organism in Eukaryota, Fungi, Glomeromycota, Glomeromycetes, Glomerales, Glomeraceae. Gene Ontology annotation, cellular component: cytoplasm. The record is from RefSeq and is a predicted model, not a curated record. Gene Ontology annotation, molecular function: protein binding.